Molecule: messenger RNA, 1337 nt
Organism: Cladocopium goreaui
Lineage: Eukaryota; Dinophyceae; Suessiales; Symbiodiniaceae
Source: the annotation of a GenBank genome assembly
GUCCACAAGCGGUUCCACGCCCAUGCGAAGCAUCAAGAAUUCCAAUGAUGGAGAAGGUUUUGACCCAGACGAAGAUUCGACGGAUGAGGCCAAGAAAUCCCCGCAGGGCUAUGACCAGGAUGAAGAUUCCUUGGAUGCCGUCAAAAAGAACGCCAUGCCAAAACUGAAAGGCAAGACAGGAAAGGCAACAGAGAAACCGAAGCUUCCAAAGGCGCCAAAGGCAGUGAAGCCCAAAGAUCCCAAGGAAGACCAAGUUGGCAGAAUAAAAUCUGUGAGUGUUGUAGAGCCUGAGAUGCCGGAGUUUGACACCCUGAGCACUUCCAAGUUGCAGGUCUUGGAGGAAAUCGAUCCCCAGAAGAUCUCCAGGGCUGCCUCCAGUUUUGGUGGCGCCCUGCAGAGGAUCGCCAGGGAUGUGGCGCAGCAGCAGAUCAAAGAGAUGCAGCUGUCGUGCCCCACGGCCAACAUCAACCAGGAGCCUUCAGGCCACCUUCGGCAGGGGGAGGUGGAGUUCUCGGGCCUGGGAACUGGUGGCCACCGAGCUCACUAUAUCAUUGCACCUCCAGAGAUGGAAAAUGCGGAUGAAAUCCUGCGGUGGAUGUUUGUUCGACAGGAAGGGUGGAGAUUGAAGCCUCCAAAUCUCUUGCUGUCUUGCUAUGGCGGAAGAGAUCAUUAUGUGAACUGGGCUCAGUCACCAACCCUCCGAAAUCGAGAUGCAUGGGCAGUUGCCCCUGGCUCACCUGCAGCCGAGAAUCAGCCGGCAAAGCCCUUUCGAAGAGGGGGAAGAGUUUCUGCUGCGGUGCGUGCUCGGCCCAAGCCUAUUGGAGCACGUGAUAGUUCAAUUCGGCCUCAGAUGGACGACUGGCAAUUUAGAAAGAAGUUCACCAGUCGAUUGUCCGAGAUUUCAGCAGGUGUCUGCCAAGCUGUCACUGAGUGCGGCGGAUGGUUUGAUCUGGGAUACGGGCCGAGAGGAGGCUUGAACGAAGUCUUGAUGGAUGGUUUGAAAGUUUAUUGGUCGGCUUUUGGCUGCUUGGCAGGUCACAAGACCGACGCGGUGGUGUUUUGUGCUCGUCUCUUGCAGGAUACUGAGUUCAAGGACCACUUUGAUAAGUGUGCACAGCCUGUGCCCACGGCACGUGAGAAGCAAGGGCCCCUGCAGGACCUCGCAGGUUUGGAUCCCGAUUUCGAAGAUACAGGCAAGAGUGCCAAGAGCCUUACGGGCUUGGAGUUGGAGGUUGAGGAGCAAACUGCGAUCUUUGGCCACAAGAGCCACAAUCUUUGCCAAUGGGAAUGAGGUAUGUUCGAUCCUCCACUUGCGGGGCUCAUCCUGUUGUUCUUUG